CACAAAAACCCCAAAAUCAAAACUUCACCCCAAAUGUGAUAAGAAAUCUUUCUUUAAUUACUUCUUCCCUGCUGAAAAAACAACAAGAAAUCCAAGUCAUUGCCAAAUUUUGUUGUCAGCUACCAGAUAAAAAUAAGCACUAUAAUCUACUACUAGAUAGAUAUUUAUAUCCAAAAAUUGAAUCUUUAUUCCCAUUUGGCUACCUCCACCUUCCAUUUCAGCUCAAACAAUCAUCAAACUCCAUUAUCUCCUCAACCUCAAAAACAUAAGGAACUUGAGAUUCCCAGCACAAAGUUCGAUCAAAACCAUGGUCGUGUUCGACAAGACCGACGCAACCUCGUCCUCCCAAACCCUCCCACCUUUCCCGCGCGAGGACACCCCUCUUCUCGGCAAACGCCGCCACCUCUCGUCGCCGGCCAAGACCUUCGCCAACGUCUUCAUCGCCAUUGUCGGCUCCGGCGUCCUCGGCCUCCCUUACACCUUCAAGAAAACCGGAUGGGUUUUCGGCUCCGUCAUGCUCUUCUCCGUCGCCUUCCUCACCUACCACUGCAUGAUGCUUCUGGUCAAAACCCGCCGGCGACUCGAGUCCGACGUCUGCCUCUCCAAGAUCACCUCCUUCGGCGACCUCGCCUUCGCCGUCUGCGGCGGAGUUGGUCGGUUUGCGGUUGACGUCAGCAUCGUGUUGGCUCAGGCUGGAUUCUGUGUUAGCUACUUGAUUUUCAUAUCCAACAGUUUGGCAUAUGUGUUCAACUAUUCCGGGCCGGAUCGGGUUCUGGGUUUGAGUCCGAAAAGCUUGUAUCUUUGGGGGUGUUUUCCAUUUCAGUUGGGUUUGAAUUCGAUUCCCACACUGACCCAUUUGGCUCCCUUGAGUAUUUUUGCUGAUGUGGUUGAUCUUGGAGCUAUGGGAGUUGUAAUGGUUGAGGAUGUGAUGACCUUUCUUCAGAAUAGGCCAGCUUUGCAAGCAUUUGGGGGGUUUUCGGUUUUCUUCUAUGGUCUUGGCGUGGCUGUUUAUGCAUUUGAGGGGAUUGGGAUGAUAUUGCCUUUGGAAGCUGAGGCUAGAGAUAAGGAUAAGUUUGGCAGAGUGUUGGCUUUGGUUAUGGGAUUCAUUGCUUUGUUGUAUGGGAGCUUUGGGGUGCUGGGUUACUUUGCUUUUGGGGAAGAGACUAAAGACAUUAUCACUACCAACUUUGGGCAAGGCUUGGUGAGCACUCUAGUGCAGUUGGGUCUGUGCAUAAACUUGUUCUUUACUCUACCAUUGAUGAUGAACCCGGUCUAUGAGGUUGUGGAGAGGAGGUUUUGCGAUGGGAGGUACUGCCUGUGGCUGAGAUGGGUUAUGGUGUUUGGGAUCAGCUUGGUGGCUCUCACAGUGCCUAAUUUUGCAGACUUUUUGUCACUGGUGGGGAGCAGUGUGUGUGUGGCUUUAGGGUUUGUGUUUCCUGCUUUGUUCCAUUUGAUGGUGUUCAAGGAGGAGUUGGGGUGGCAUGGGAUGGUUUUGGAUGGGACUAUUGUGGUGAUGGGGGUGAUAAUUGGAGUCUCUGGAACUUGGUCUUCAGUAGCAGAGAUUCUUGCACCCAAAGUAGGAUUUUGAAGCGGCUAAUCAAUUGAAGUUUGAUUGCUGUGUCAUUGUAAUUAUCUAAAUAACAGCGUCGUAUCGGUUUUAUAAAAUAA
Argentina anserina (silverweed cinquefoil) is the source of this 1668-nucleotide messenger RNA. Its product is annotated as amino acid transporter AVT3B-like. The transcript has a single exon. The coding region runs from base 308 to 1588 and encodes 426 amino acids. Gene Ontology annotation, biological process: amino acid transmembrane transport; neutral amino acid transport. Gene Ontology annotation, molecular function: L-amino acid transmembrane transporter activity; neutral L-amino acid transmembrane transporter activity. The record is from RefSeq and is a predicted model, not a curated record. NCBI's taxonomy places the organism in Eukaryota, Viridiplantae, Streptophyta, Magnoliopsida, Rosales, Rosaceae. Gene Ontology annotation, cellular component: vacuolar membrane.